Molecule: messenger RNA, 1870 nt
Organism: Nomascus leucogenys (northern white-cheeked gibbon)
Lineage: Eukaryota; Metazoa; Chordata; Mammalia; Primates; Hylobatidae
Gene: HAGHL
Product: hydroxyacylglutathione hydrolase like
Exons: 5
Coding region: 212-1162 (316 amino acids)
Molecular function (GO): hydroxyacylglutathione hydrolase activity
Source: RefSeq, a predicted model, not a curated record
GGGCGGUUGGCGGCUCCCGAGCCCAGCGCCGCGCUCAGUCCGGACCCCGUGACCGGCGGCCGAGGCCCCGCCUCCGUCUGUCUGUCCUUCGGGCCCUCAGCGCAGCCGUGCGGCCCUCCCUAGGGUGUGGAGAGCGGGCCCCGCCCUGAAGGGGCACCGUGGGCUGGGGGGCCUGUUUUGGAGCAGGCACGGGUGGCCGAGCUCCGUGACCAUGAAGGUCAAGGUCAUCCCCGUGCUCGAGGACAACUACAUGUACCUGGUCAUCGAGGAGCUCACGCGCGAGGCGGUGGCCGUGGACGUGGCCGUGCCCAAGAGGCUGCUGGAGAUCGUGGGCCGGGAGGGGGUGUCUCUGACCGCUGUGCUGACCACCCACCAUCACUGGGACCACGCGCGGGGAAACCCGGAGCUGGCGCGGCUGCGUCCCGGGCUGGCGGUGCUGGGCGCGGACGAGCGCAUCUUCUCGCUGACGCGCAGGCUGGCGCACGGCGAGGAGCUGCGGGUGAGCGCGCGUUCCCGGGAGGGGCGGGGAGGGCGCCCCGGGUCCGCCUGCCCUCACAGGUCUGCCUGCUCCUCCACCGCAGUUCGGGGCCAUCCACGUGCGUUGCCUCCUGACGCCCGGCCACACCUCCGGCCACAUGAGCUACUUCCUGUGGGAGGACGAUUGCCCGGACCCACCCGCCCUGUUCUCGGGUACCCGCAGCGCGGAGCGCGCCCCCACCCGGCCUCCCGCCGGCCCCGCCCCAUCUGCUCUGACCCGCCCUCCCCCGCCAGGCGACGCACUGUCGGUGGCCGGCUGCGGCUCGUGCCUGGAGGGCAGCGCCCAGCAGAUGUACCAGAGUCUGGCCGAGCUGGGUACCCUGCCCCCCGAGACGGUGAGCGGGCCUGGGCCCUCCCCUCCUCUCCCGUGGGCACAGCCCCCACGCUCCGCACCCUCACUGUGCCAGGGGUGCAGAGUGAAUGCCCACCUGAGGGCAGACCGGGCAGGGGAGGCCAGGCCACCGGCGCGAGCACUUUCCCCGCUUCGUGGCCGCGUGCGCGCUCACCGAACGCUCUUCCUCCAGAAGGUGUUCUGCGGCCACGAGCACACGCUCAGCAACCUGGAGUUUGCGCAGAAAGUGGAGCCCUGCAACGACCACGUGAGAGCCAAGCUGGCCUGGGCUAAGAAGAGGGAUGAGGAUGACGUGCCCACAGUGCCGUCGACUCUGGGCGAGGAGCGCCUCUACAACCCCUUCCUGCGGGUGGCGUGAGUAUGGCUGUUGUCCCGGGGCCUCCACCAUUACGUGGACCCUUAGGAAGGUACCUGGGGACCGCGUGCUGGGCUGAGUGAGCAUCUCUGGCUUGGGGGAGGCUGCUCAUUAGGUGCCUGCCUGCCCGCCCACCCCUCGGCGCCAUCCUCCCGCGUGGGCAGUGGGCCCUGCGCCUCACUGCACCCCUCCCUGCAGAGAGGAGCCGGUGCGCAAGUUCACGGGCAAGGCGGUCCCCGCCGACGUCCUGGAGGCGCUCUGCAAGGAGCGGGUGCGCUUCGAACAGGCGGGCGAGCCGCGGCAGCCACAGGCGCGGGCCCUCCUUGCGCUGCAGUGGGGGCUCCUAAGUGCAGCCCCACACGAGUGAGCCACCCAGACCCUCACAGGGCUGGGGCCUGCGUCCCUCCUCGUGACCUCGGCCCGCUGGACCCACGCGAGGGCCACCUCUGGAACCUUCUUCGAGGCCCUGGCCAGCCAUCUGCCCAGCCUCGGGAGGUGGGCAAGCUGGUGCUUCCUGGGUGGACACACAGGACCACUCAGUGGGGCCCGUGUGGGCGCCGAGAGCUGGGUGUCUGCGAAUUGGGGCACACGGGGCCUCCGAACUACGAAUAAAGCUUCAAAAGGCC